This is a messenger RNA of Fimicolochytrium jonesii, 1037 nucleotides long. RefSeq lists its product as uncharacterized. The record is from RefSeq and is a predicted model, not a curated record. The transcript is spliced from 2 exons. The coding region runs from base 226 to 852 and encodes 208 amino acids. NCBI's taxonomy places the organism in Eukaryota, Fungi, Chytridiomycota, Chytridiomycetes, Spizellomycetales, Powellomycetaceae.
CAUCGUGCAGAGGUAUGGAAGAGAGUUGAUUGGGAUACAGGCCGUUCGCGACCGCUCUUAUUCGUCGAAAAACGGAGAUGAGAUAUUCAGGACUGCCGGGGGCAUCGAUAUUCCGCGCUUUCAAAUUUGCGGCUGUCGUCGAGUUCCCUUCCACUUGGAAUCCCGCGUAGCUUCCACACUGAAAAACGAGCCUAACGUUGAUGACCCCGGUCUCCGAGUUUGCCGAUGCUUGACCAGUCGUUGUACCUGGUGGCGGUAAGUUGGGGGUUAGAGAAUACCACCACUAGCGGCUCGAAGGUCCAUGGGAAAAAGUACUUGCUUUUUCGAAGGUUACGUCUGACCCGGAAGGUGAGACCAAGCCGCGUCGGACCGAAAAAAGGCCGCGUGAGGGGCAGAUCCACCAGAAACUCGUUCCCCGAGAUAGUAAUCACGGGCGACAAAUCCGUCUCGAUGCUGGCAGGAUCCUCCCCGGUCGAGUAUUCAUACGGACCAACCGGGCGGUCGUCAAAAGUAACUCCGGGCAGAGGAACUUCCAUGAUGCUUAUACGCGCCGAUCCAGCCACGACGCUUACGUCGCUGCGGUUGAGAGUCAACCCAAGUUGUUCCAAGUUUGUCAAAUUUUCUAGGAGGCGGCAACAUGGGAACACGGGACAAAGGGAAAACAUGUCAAAACUCCGGACGAAUUCGCCGAGACACAUUUCUCGCAACAUAAAAUUCCUUGUCGACAUACUUCCUGGAAUUCUAAAGCGCAGCGAUCCACCCACCAGGCAGCUUUCUUCAUCAGGAAAGAUCUUGAUUGCCUUUUGCACAGAUCGGGUGGCACCAAUUGGAACGGUCCCGUUGAUCGAUUGAAUAACGACAUCGUCCGGAUCGCUAUCGAUGCCUCCCGGCACUGUGUAUGAGAUGCAGAAAGAUUUGCCGCCCCGUUCGCAACCGCCUGUGCGCUGUUGCGCACCGGCGAGACCGCAGUGUCUCUCCGGCUCUUCCCAGAUGGGGUGUCAGGUUCAACAAUGCAUUGGAAGAAAGGAAGCGUUCGA